AUGGGUCUGUCCAAGGAGAAUCUGAAAGGUCUCGUACUGGCUUUGGUGUCAAGUGGGUUCAUUGGGGUAAGUUUCAUCAUUAAGAAGCAAGGUCUCAGAAGAGCUGCAGCAGUUUCUGGUGUCAGGGCUGGUGUUGGCGGGUAUUAUUAUCUCUUGGAGCCACUCUGGUGGGUGGGAAUGCUCACAAUGAUUGUAGGAGAGGUAGCAAACUUUGUUGCAUAUGCGUUUGCCCCAGCAGUCCUAGUUACCCCUCUUGGCGCAUUAAGUAUUAUUGUGAGUGCUAUGUUGGCUGACAUUAUUCUGAAAGAGAAGCUACAUAAUCUUGGGAUAUUGGGCUGUGUGAUGUGCAUUGCUGGUAGUAUCAUUAUUGUUAUUCAUGCUCCUAAGGAGCAACCCAUUAAUUCUGUUCUGGAAAUAUGGGAUAUGGCUACUCAACCAGCUUUUCUGGCAUAUAUGGGCUCAGUAAUAGUAUUGGUUUUCAUUCUGGUCUUCCAUUUUGCACCAAGAUGUGGGCAUACGAAUGUGCUAGUAUUUACUGGCAUUUGUUCAUUGAUGGGUUCCCUCUCUGUGAUGAGUGUUAAAGCCCUCGGAACUUCUUUGAAGUUAACUUUUGAAGGGAAAAAUCAGUUAACCUACCCAGAGACAUGGUUUUUUAUGUUAGUUGUGGUUAUAUGUGUCAUCAUGCAAAUGAAUUAUCUUAAUAAGGCUCUUGACACCUUCAACACAGCCGUUGUAUCUCCUAUAUACUAUGUCAUGUUCACAACACUUACAAUACUAGCCAGUGUAAUAAUGUUUAAGGAUUGGGAUGGCCAAAGUGGUGGAACUAUAGUGUCAGAAAUUUGUGGCUUCAUCGUUGUGCUCUCUGGAACAAUAAUGUUACACACAACCAAGGACUUUGAGAGAAGCUCUUCUUUUAGAGGUAUUGGCCCUUCCUCACCUACGCUAUCUACUCGGCUUUAUACUGGAAAUGGGGACUUGUUUGUUAAGCUAGAUGAGGAGAGUGGACCUCCUGACAGUAGUAUGUGCUCAAGAAGACAAGAAUCCUAUUAG
Messenger RNA from Sphenostylis stenocarpa, 1050 nucleotides. The record is from the annotation of a GenBank genome assembly. NCBI's taxonomy places the organism in Eukaryota, Viridiplantae, Streptophyta, Magnoliopsida, Fabales, Fabaceae.